AACAUGCUGAGAUGUUAAAAACAGAUCUACAUUAAGAGGGUAAUUUAUUCAUCUUAAUGUGCACGUUUUUACACUUAUUCCGAAAUUAAAAGGCCUGGUACAUGUAUUUGUUAAAAAUGAAAAUCUUUGAGUGUUUAUUUGAUAAAAGGGAAAACUUUUUAUUUUGUACAACAUUUCAUAUAUUUAUUAACAUUUUACACAAAUAGAUCUUAAUGUGUGAGUAUUAAGGACCUGUUGUAUAAAUACAAUGAAUAUCUUAUUAUUUGCAACAACAGUUUUAUUUCUAAAGUUAACAACUUCAAACGUUACCAUACCAAUGUCAACAACAUAUGUUAACGUCACCUACUGCGGAAAUCUAACGUGUUUAAAUAAUGCUAAGUGUGAAAACAGAAGCAAUGGAGACAUGUUUUGUAUGUGCCAACGCGGAUUUAAAGGAUCGACUUGUGAUGAAGAUCUUGAUGAAUGCAAAUUUGGAAACCCAUGUUUUCGCCGUGGAAAUUGUCAGAACUCUAUUGGAGGCUACAAAUGUGUUUGUUUCAAAGGUUGGCUAGGCGAAAAUGAUCAUUGCUCAAUAAAGGACAAUAAAACCACUCUACGUGAAUGUGGCAAGGGAUGGUUCGGGCCAUGGUGUCAGGAUCAUUGUCUGAAUGAUUCUAUGUGCCGACCAAACGAAGUGUGUGUGAUGCAUAAUACUAGUAUUAUCUCUGAAAGUGGUCAGCAAUGCCGUUGUGCUCCUGGAUGGUUUGGUAGAAAUUGUACUAUUGACAAAGAUGAGUGCAGAAGACAUCCAUGUCCAAAAACUGCGACAUGCAUUAACACACCGGGUUCGUUUGAUUGUCACUGCCUUUCUGCUUGGAAGGGAGUUAACUGUAAUAUUGAUGUGGACGAAUGUUUGACAAAUCCUUGUAAACAUUCAUCAAAUUGCACGAAUACACUAGGGAGUUACAACUGCACAUGCGCAAAAGGAUGGACGGGAGAUAACUGUGAAGAAGAUAUUGACGAGUGCGCAAUGACUCCAUGCAAUGGUUCUACCCACUGCGAAAACGUUCCUGGAUCUUAUACAUGUACUGGAAGUUCUGACACUGGUAACUUGUAUGUUAUCAUAGGAGCGGUUGUAGGCUCAGUGUGUUUACUCGUAUGUCUCGUGGUUGGUCUUCUAGUUAUUAAAAGGAAAUCCCGGAAGUGUACAACCUCAGUCGCUAGUCAACAUCAUAAGGAAGACAAGGAACAGUAGCAUCAUUUACAGUGAAGCAGGGACAACUGUUAACAAUAUCUAAAAAACAACAGCAAAUAACUGAAAUAAUAUGACAUAAUAAAUACUACAGUAGAGUAAACUACACUGAAGAAGAGCAACAUAAUCAGAGUAGCAUUGGCCACUGAAAAACAAAAAUAACAACAUGAUAAUUAGAUAAGAUGUGACAAUGGUGACAAUAUCAAAAUCAGCAAAAAUAAUGACUGCAUCACACUUUGAACCUUUUUAUGAUUUAAAAGAAUAUAACAUUAUGUGUACAUCAACUUCUGUUUAUUAAACAUUUUUCAAGGACACGAGAUGUUUAUAAACGAUAUAAUUAUUAUAUGAAAAGCCACAAAUUAUUUUCUAUGCUGGCUAUCUAUUUUAACAGUUAUAUAAAAAGAUAUAAUGUGCAUUGUUCAAAUUGCCACUUUGAUUGUAUACCACUUGUGAUAAUUGGGAAAGAUAAGCUCUGUGUCAUAGGAUGCUCCACUAACAACAAAUCUGGUGGUUUUAUUUCAUUACAUACAUCCGAAUGAACCAUGCUAUUUAAAAAGAGUAUAGACUUUGCCAAAUUAGUGCAUAACUUGUUAAAAACAAAACGAACAACAUAAAAAUCAACCACAGCUUCAAUAAUGUUAAAAAUUAAUUCAGAAAUAGCAUCGACCUACGCGGUAUGGAUCUUACAACAUAGAACAUUAAUUUUGGAAAUAAUAUUUAAAAUCCGUAGUCUACCCAAUUGCGCUUUAACGCUCAGUGUAACUAUUUCAUAAACACAAAUUAAUCACAUCUUACUGCGUAAGUUACCGAAACUAUCAGAGAUUCAUAUAUUGUGUGCAUUGACAGCAAUUGGCAGGUUUAUUAAAAUCAAACAAUUUAUAUUUCUAUGAAUACAACGAGAUCAAUGUAACCAUAUUGGAAGCCAACAUUAUCUAAGUUUUUAGGUACUAAUGUCUUAUGUCAGAAUAAGAUUGGAAAGUUACUUUUUUAGUUGUAAGUAAGCAAAGAACAUGUCUAAAUCUAUAUCUCGUAUAGUAUAAAUUCAUAUAUUUAGUUCUUUAUGAUCAUUACAUCGUACUAUGUGCUAAAUCACGAAAUCACUAUUAAUAUAAUCAUCCGGAGACAUA
Molecule: messenger RNA, 2358 nt
Organism: Ruditapes philippinarum (Manila clam)
Lineage: Eukaryota; Metazoa; Mollusca; Bivalvia; Venerida; Veneridae
Product: neurogenic locus notch homolog protein 1-like
Exons: 8
Coding region: 248-1234 (328 amino acids)
Biological process (GO): heterophilic cell-cell adhesion; establishment or maintenance of epithelial cell apical/basal polarity
Cellular component (GO): plasma membrane; protein-containing complex
Molecular function (GO): calcium ion binding
Source: RefSeq, a predicted model, not a curated record